AUGAGCGCGGGCAGCGGCAGCGGCGCCGCCGGCGCGGCGGGCACCGCCACCUCCGCGCUGUGCCUGCUGCUCUCGCUCACCGCCGUGGCCGUGUGCCUGCUGCUGGGCGCCAAGACGGCGGAGCUGCAGGGCCGGCUGGCCGCGCUGGAGGAGCGGGGCGCCGCCGGCCACGGGCCGCUGCUGGACGCGCUGCAGCCCCGCGUGGAGCAGCUGUUCCGCGAGAAACUGGGCGAAGGACUCGCGAGGCUGCGGACGGCGCGAGAGGCCCCCCAGGACUGCGUGUGCCCCCCAGGGCCCCCGGGGAGGCGAGGGAAGCCCGGGCGGCGCGGAGAGCCAGGACCUGCAGGGCAGUCAGGACGCGAUGGUUACCCGGGGCCUCUUGGCUUGGAUGGCAAACCAGGACCUCCAGGACCAAAAGGGGAAAAGGGGGAAGCAGGAGACAUUGGCCCAAGGGGUUUCAAAGGCGAGCCAGGAGAGGAUGGAGUCAUGGGUGCCAGAGGACCUCCAGGACCAAAGGGUGAGCCUGGUGUCCAGGGGAAAAAGGGUGAUGAUGGGAUCCCUGGGGAACCGGGACUUGUGGGCCCUAAGGGAGAAAAAGGAAGUGUGGGUCCCAAGGGAGAUAACGGCACAGAUGGCUUCCCAGGACUAAAGGGUGAACCUGGUGAGAAGGGAGGAAUUGGCUCCAUUGGACCCCGGGGUCCCCCCGGGCUGAAAGGGGAGCAGGGGGACACCGUCGUCAUCGACUAUGACGGCCGGAUCCUGGAUGCGCUCAAGGCUGCAGGGAUACACAAAGUGCUGGGUCCACCAGGUCCCCCAGGACCACCGGGCCCCCAAGGCACUCCAGGUCCCAAGGGAGAGCUGGGUUUGCCAGGUCCACCUGGAAUGGAUGGUGAAAAGGGUCCCAAAGGAGCAAAGGGUGACCAGGGCAGCAUGGGGACUAUGGGGCAGAAAGGAGAAACAGGAGAAAUGGGCUCAGCAGGUCCCCCGGGUGCAGAAGGGCCAAAAGGAGACAAAGGAGAAAAAGGAGACACUGGGUCACCAUGUCUGCAGAAUAAUCAUAUCAUACCUGAGCCUGGACCCCCUGGAUUACCUGGCCCUAUGGGUCCUCCAGGAAUCCAGGGGCCUAAAGGUUUGGAUGGUGCAAAGGGAGAGAAAGGUGACAGUGGUGAGAAGGGGGACCAAGGUGACACCGGACCUGCUGGUCUCCCAGGUGCUCCAGGGCUCAUUGGUUUACCUGGUACCAAAGGAGAAAAGGGAAAGCCAGGGGAGCCAGGAUUGGAUGGUUUCCCUGGUCUCAGAGGAGAGAAAGGAGAGAGAAGUGAAAGAGGCGAGAAGGGUGAACGAGGAAUACCAGGGAGAAAAGGGGCCAAAGGACAGAAGGGGGAACCAGGCCCCCCUGGACUGGAUCAGCCUUGUCCCGUGGGAGAUCAUAGCACUGCAGGCAGCAAAAGGGACCCAGGUUUGCCAGGCCUGGAUGGGGUGAGCCCGCCCUGCCCUUUGGGACCAGACGGACUGCCAGUAGCAGGAUGUUGGCAUAAGUGAUCACUAAGCAUGAAGCACAAUAUGUAAAUAAUGUGAUAUAUUUUGAGCUUUUUAAUUUUUGUAUAAAAAAAGGAAAAAAACACUUUUGACAGUAAUAUAUUGACCUUUUUUUAUACUGGAUUCUGACAUUUAUGGACUUGGAAAAUAAUGUAAAGCUCCCAAACCCAUACCAUUGCAUGGUAACACCAGGAUUUGCUAAAGAUACUGAUGACAGUAGCUGAGGAUGAACAGUGUUCCCUGCUCAUGCUGCAGUGUCAACUAACAGUACUGAGCCAGCCUCGUGUGCCUUACUGCAUGAAAGGAGGGCAAAACCUCUGUCCUAAUCUGGCUCUCAACUUCAUAUCUGCAUUAUACACACACAUUAAAAGGAUGAAAAAACCUGGCUGAAAACAAAGAAAAGAAGGAUGCAGCCUUAAAUAUGAAAGAAGCUGCUGUCUACUGUCUGGUCAAACAGGAGAAGGAUUUGCAACCUGUAGAGGAAACAAAGCUGAGCUCCAUCCAUCACUACCUGCUGUGGGCGUGAUGGAAACAGCAAUUCUGGGGCUAAACUGAACACCCUUGACUGCCUGUGGUUAUCUCCUCUACAAUCAAGAGAAACUUUUUUCCUCAAGAGGAAGCACCUGUGGAUCCUGUUCUGGGGUCUGAGCCUGAAGAUGUGCCAGCACUUUGUUACUGUGGAACACAAGUUCCCCAGGAAGCCUCUGCUGCAGCAUUUCAAAACAGAAAAACCUGGCAAUACUUUCAGUGCAGGGAGCUGCAGGACAGGGGAGGCUCUCCUCAAGUCCUUUCUUAAACAACAGAGCACAUAAUGUUGCUCUUGGGGUUCCCAGAAAUUGGGAGUUUUGAGUAUUUAAUUGACUUGGUUUGCGGGGUUCAUUUGAUUUUUAUUUCUUCUUGGUUUGCAUAGUUUUAACUGCAAACUAACUCUGCACUCUCCUCUUGUCUUAUUUUUCUUCACCUUUUCAGUCUCUUUUGUUAAAUUAUCUCUUCUCAGGCACAUCCCAUGCAGAGCAGGGUAAUAUCAUUAUUUUGAUAUCUGCAUAUACCACUGUGGGAUAAAUUAAAAUUGCAAACUAUUCCACAGUUCAACAUUUUUUAAGAUGUUGAAAAAACAGCAAUUGUGCAGCAGAGAGCCAUAAAAAAUAUUUCAAAGAGGAAGAAGAGGGCUUACAGCCGAGUCUGUUCAGCUUACAAUAGAGAUCAAGAAGCAACCAGAUUCCUUUACAGGGAGGAGAUACUUUGUAUUAACAAUUUUUUAAACUGCACAGAGAAAAGAUAUACAAAUACUCAUCCAAUGGGUAGAAGUUGAAGUUGAAGCCACAAACUCAAAACAGUACGCUGUGGAUUUUUAUUGGUAAAACUGGUUAAUCCUAACCAGAUCAGUGACAUAAUUGCUAUCACCUUUAUGCCCUUUUGAUUUAACAGAUCAUGUCUGGAGGAAAUACUUUGCUCAAUACAAGUUUCUGGGCUCAGUGUAGGAGUUUUAGGUGAAAUCAGGAGCCUGACCAUGAUAUCAAACACAGUAUUAUGGCUCUUUGUGGCCUUGGUCUUAGAGAAUACAGAAGGGAGGCAGAUUAGGUGCACUGAGUAGAUCCAAAAGCUCUGUUAAGAGUCUUGUUUUAUUGCCACUCUCACUGUAGCUACUGCCAGAGAGGGCCUGAGAGAGGGAUGUGACUGUCCAGGUGCACCCUGCCCUGUCCAAGCUGACCUAGUGCUGCAGGUCUUGCUCCGAUGUUGUGAACAACAGUGGGAAUGUGCUUUGUGCUCCACACAGGUGGGGUGAUGCCUGGUGUCUGUGAGUUCUCAUCUGUGACCAGGCUCUGGGUGUCCUUGGGCUAUCCCAGGAGUCAGGGUGAGCUUGUGCUCUGCGCUGGUCAGUGCUGGAAUGGCCACCAAGCUCAGGAGAGGUGACAGAGCCUCGGGCUGUAGGCAGUGCAUUUGUCACCUGCUUGGCUGCUCAGGGGCUGCACCUACACAUCACUGGCUUUGUGGCUAUACUUGGCAUCUCUACCAGUUACUCACCAUUUCCUUGGUCACCAUACAGAUUAAAUCCAUGUUAAAUUCAGAUCAACUAACAAAUCAAGAAACAACAAUUAUAUAACUCAAAACAGCAAUGAAAAUGCAUUUUAUUUACUUCCAUUUUAUGUUCUCGGCUAUCACUUUUGGUGUAGGGGUUUUUAAAGGCGUAAGGAGCAGCUAACAAGCUUCCACUGGCCUUUAGUGCUUUUGAAAAACCCCUUUAAUAUCCCAAAUUAAAGCUAAAAAAUUUUCUGUGAAAGGUUGAAGGCAAAUCUCUCAUUGAUGUCACCAGGAAGAUCUGUAAUUGUUCCCUUAAUGUACAGUUGUUCUUCUCAUCUCCCCCAGUCAUCUCCAAACCAAAAGCACUUCACUAUUCCAAACCACACUGUGGGUUUCUACACUCAAAUUCCUGCACAUGUUGUGUUCAUGGAACUUCUUUCAAUAUCAAUGAGAGUUCAGUCCCCAGAAUGACUGCAGAAAGCACAAGAAUCUGGAAGUGUCCACAAACAAUCUACAAUGCAGAUAGAAAAGUCUUGUUUUACAUACGCUGGCAAAAACUAAACAGCUUUCUAUCUAGCUCCUACUUGAAGAAGUUUGAUAUCACUGAAGCUACAAGACAAGCUAACCUCCAAAGCUUAUGAAAUUAUAUUAAAAUUUAUAUUUUCUCUGAGGAAAUACCCCGAAGUCCUAUUAUCUUCAGGUAAACAAGUCAGUAUUCCGUCUUCAACUUGUGGAAUAUCCAGUGCUUGUAGGCAUCAACUGUGACCACUGCCAGGCCUGCAAAACAUUGACACAGAAUACCAGAAUAGUGCUUUACCCUCUCACCCCUGUGCAAGGCCACCAUCCCCCUCCCAGCACAGAGCCUCUGCUGCCACAGCACCCAAGGCCACUUGUUGGUAGUGGAGGAAGGCUGGAAUUACCACUCUAGCACAGGAGUGCAGCUGUAUCCACCCCCACCAGUGCUACAGCUCAGCUACCAAACCUUUUUGUGACCCUCCUUGGAAAUUCCCAGGAAAAGGCCCUUGGUGCUGCAUGUACAAAGAUCAUCUAUGCACGUGCAGCCAGUCAGGAAUGUUCAGGACACUGGACUCACUGCUCACAUGCAGUGGCUUCUCUAGAGCCCUGCUGCUGCCACUCCCAUCAGGAAUGCUGGAUCAUGCUGCACGCUGCUGCCACUUUGGCUAUGAGAAUCACAUGAGGAACCAGUGGGUCUCCUGGAUCUCUCCCCACUCCUUGGGGGUGGUACAUCCACUCUACCACCCCCUGGUCAAAGGAGCAGAGCCCUGUGGAGAGCAGGGGGUGAUCCCAGCAGGGCUGGCACUGGCACCUCGAGUCCUGCCUGGUCCUCAGCUGGGUUGGGGCAUUUGGCCUUUAGACUCUGCCAGUGUCCCUGGCUCCCUGCCCACGGCACAGAGCUCAACCUCAAUGACCUUUAAAGACUGUUCCAAGCCCAGCCACUCUGUGAUUAUCAAUCAUACCGUUCAGAUCAACAGAUUUAGUUGGAGAAACUCUUGGGUUUUGUACUGAUUUCACAGAGUCUAAGAGGAAAUCUGUUUAAACUUCCAUGUGCCUUAUACACCAACAUAUUCAGAAGAGCAGUUGUUAAAUCCAGAGCAGUCAUGAUCUUACUGCAGUGAGUUGAAAAGAUGUGCUUUGCUCUGCAAAUUCAUGCCAGAUCAGUUGGUUAUUUUCUCCUUCCAUAUGACAUUGUUUAUGUGGGUCUUUCUGAAUACUUUAUGAAUAGCUCACGAAGACAAAUUUUACUUCUAGGUAGUACUGGCAGUCUUGCUCAAAUCUCAGUCAUGAUCUCAGCCUUUCACAAACUUUAGGGAGCUUUUUCCCCCAGGAGAUCUCUCUUCUUUUGUUUUCCCCUCUGGUUUGAAAGAAUCUGAGACUGCUUUACAGCAAUUCCAAAAAGCAGCUGAAUGUUACCACUAUAUGUCAGCAGCAAUGAAGAUGACUGACAGAGAGGCUGCUAACGCUUACAAAAUGUGAGUCAGGCUUAGACUGAGCCACUGAUUUUUCUUGAUCACUAAAAUAUUUGGUGUAACUUCAUAAAUUCAUCAAUAGACAUUCUGGGUUACUGAUACUGGGUGAACCUGAAACUCAGACAAAUAUAUUCUUGUUUUUAGUUGACAAAACAAAAUUCCUGCCUCUAAUUUAAGUGCCUGUGAAAGCACAGUGCUUUCUAUGAGGUUAAACCAACUAUGUCUGCUGCUACCCAGGAGCAGAGGACAGUUUUCUGUAAGGCUUGUUCCAUUUCAAACUGUAGCUAAUGACCAUCCUUCCAGUCACCACCAACAUCCUCUCUCUUAACACGCUGUAGCCCAAUGGGUUUUGGAAUCAAAGCUCCCAAACUGAAUGAUAAGGGCACAAGAACUCUCCUGAGAGGCCUAAAAGGUUUUCCAGCCACAAAGCUCUGCAGGCAGGGCUGCCUUGCUGUGCCCCACAGUGACUGAGGCUGGAGCUGCUGCUGCCUGUGGUUGUGGCAGUGCUGGUGCUCCAGGAGGGCUGAUGCUGCAUCCAGCUGUGAGGAUAGGAGUGCUCCCUAAAGCUUCUGGGGAGGAUGGAUUUGGGGAAGAAGGGAAAAAAACCCCAUGUGUGUAACUCCACAGAUGGCAGCUUGAGAGGAACCUUGCCAGAGCAUGAACAAAAUAAUUUGGCCUGUUCUGAUGGAGACAAAUGAGAUUAAUUUAGAGUUGUGCAGCUCAGUCAUGGCUUGGCCUGUGAAUUCAGGAAUAUUUCUUGAGGUUACAAAACAAGUGGCAGAGAAAUCCUGAUCUGACCCCAAACUGGAACUGUUCCCAAGUGUCAAUUCAUCAAUAUUUUAGUUUAAAAACAUCAUAAUCAAGGUAUUGCCACAUGCUUUGUUUUAUUCCCCUAGGGAGUUGCCUCUUCUGUAUGCACUGCUUCUGACACUUCCUGUAUAUAUAAUGGUGAUGAAUUUUUCUGUAUGGAUUUUUCUCCUGUGUAUUUAAAAAUAAGAAUGUUUCUUUUAAUGGUUAGAGAUUUUCUGAUGUGUUUUCUUUUUAGGAAACCAAUACAUGAAAUACUUAGAUGAACUUUUGUCUUCUGUAAUUUCAUAAAUUUAGCAUUUGAAAUCCUUAAGCAAACCAGCAAAACAUGUGGGAGGUUUUAGCAGUUUAAGACAUCCCAUGCAAUGAUGCAAAGUAAUCCAAGGAAAAUGACACCUGUGGUUUUAAGACGGUUACAGUAACCACUACCUUGGAUAAAGUUUUGGUUUUACACUCAGCCAAAUAUAGCAGGUUUUGGGCAAGAAUGCAAGAACUCACACACUGUAAUGCACAACUGAUUAAAAUAAGUAAUAAAAAUUAAUUAAACUAUUAAGAUGCCAUCACGUUUCCAGCUUUCUCAUACUGUAAAUAACUUCACUGGCCUGUCAAUGUAAUGUGUGCAUUGUAAAGGUGAAUGCUGGUUCAAUGCUGCCCUCCAGAGGAGACUUUGUUAAACAGAAGCAAAUUUUAUGCAAAUUUUGUGCUGUGAUAGUGUCUCUUAAUGUACAGCACACAUUACUUUUGUGUAACUCUAUAGUUUGAAUAGACACUUGUAAAACCAGGAGUGCAUGGAUAGAAACUUUAGUUUUUUUCCAAAUCUGAUAUUUCGUUUUUGGGAAAUACAAUUGUAUUUUCACCU
Molecule: messenger RNA, 7215 nt
Organism: Lonchura striata (white-rumped munia)
Lineage: Eukaryota; Metazoa; Chordata; Aves; Passeriformes; Estrildidae
Source: RefSeq, a predicted model, not a curated record